AUGACAAGCAAGCUCAGUCCCAUCUACGUUCUUGGUUUGGGAAGCAUCGGGUCAUUCAUUGCGCACUCCCUUCGCUCUCUUCCCGACCCACCCUGUGUCACACUUCUCGUUCACAAAGAAGGUCUCUAUCAGGAACUUUCAUCGAGCAACUGGACACUCGGUCUUCGAAUUGGAGAGGACGGGAUUUUGGAAGAAAGAUCCGGGUUCGAUGCCGAACUGCUGGAAAAGAAAAUAUCGAGUUGUACCGACCCCAUCCGUUACUUGAUCGUCGCAGUCAAAGCAUCGGCGACAGUGACCGCCCUUGAACCAUUCAAGGCCCGAAUAGGACGAGAAACUACCAUAUGUCUCUUUCAAAAUGGCCUAGGUCAAGUUGAAGAACUAAAUGAACAACUUUUCAUUGAUCCUUCAACACGACCAACGUAUAUGUUUGGCAUCGUGCGCCAUGGCGUCUACCUGAAUUCAGCAAUCGAGGCUGUAUUGUCAGGUCCCAAUGGCUGUGCUGCAGUCGGAUUUGUAGACAGCGGUGACAAUGCAGCGCUAUGUCAGCAUCGGUUCCUCCUCGACGCUCUUCUUCGAUCGCCCAGGCUUCGUUGUACGGAAUUGAACUGGGCAGACCUUUUACGAGUUCAGUUACUGAAACUAGCCACAAAUUGCGUCAUCAAUCCAUUAACAGCAGUACUGGAUAUCCGCAACGGUGGCCUCUUUGAUAACCCUCAUCUCUGGCCAAUACAACAUUGUCUAUUGAAGGAGAUCUCGAAUGUUUUUGAGAAUCUUCCUGAAAUCAAAUGCCUGCCGCGUGACCCCGCCCAUUUCUCUGUUGCAUCUUUGACGGCCAUCGUUCAGGACACCGUGGAAAAGACUGCACAUAACUCCAGCAGUAUGCGUGAGGAUAUUCGAAAGGGGAGGCCCACCGAAAUCGGAUUUAUCAAUGGCUGGAUCAUUAAGCGAGGCAAAGAAUUGGGGCUUGACUGUGCAGUAAACAAAUGUGUGACACAACUAAUACUUGCAAAGAGUCAUCAGGGGUUUGGGAGAACUGAAAAACAAGUGUGA
This is a messenger RNA of Penicillium antarcticum, 1050 nucleotides long. RefSeq names its product 2-dehydropantoate 2-reductase family protein. The coding region runs from base 1 to 1050 and encodes 349 amino acids. Lineage: Eukaryota; Fungi; Ascomycota; Eurotiomycetes; Eurotiales; Aspergillaceae. The record is from RefSeq and is a predicted model, not a curated record. Gene Ontology annotation, biological process: pantothenate biosynthetic process. Gene Ontology annotation, molecular function: NADP binding; 2-dehydropantoate 2-reductase activity. Gene Ontology annotation, cellular component: cytoplasm; mitochondrion. The transcript has a single exon.